ACGUCAACGUUCAGUUGACUAGACGUCAGAGUGAAAAAUUUAGUUUAUUUUACAAAUUAAUUUUGAUUUUCUUUGUUUGAGGCAGCGAAAUUUUCUGUAAUAUUAAUAUAAUUAGAAAAUAUAGAUAAAAAUAAGAAAAACGUUAAGAAAUAUGCAUUUGAAAGAAGUGAAACGCGUACGCUAAAUUAUAAUAACAUUAAAAAAGUAGAUAUAAUUUAAAAAAUAAGGUCACACACAUUCAUAUACAAAAAUAAACACUGAUUAGCAUUUACCUGGUGGGAAGAAGAUACGAAGACGAUACCAACAAAUUGAUUGAAAAUUGGUUUUACCGCCGUAGUAAACACUUUUGUUACUUAUAUACAGUUUAUGUGUGAAGUCAUAUACUAAUCGCCCGAGUAGUAGACAAGGAGUUCCAUUGAGAUUACUACAAAAUCAUGUCGAACGAAGACAUGUUAUAUGCAAAGGGGUCCAAAAUCUGGGUUCCCCAUCCAGAGCAAGUAUGGGAGACUGCCACAGUACAGAGGGAUUAUCACAAAGGCGACAUAACCAUACAGAUCGUCAAAGAUUCCGGCACUUCAGUGGAACUUUCUACAAAGCCCGAUGGAAGUAAUUUGCCACCACUGCGUAAUCCCGCUAUACUAAUCGGACAAAAUGAUCUGACGGCUAUGUCAUAUCUGCAUGAACCUGCUGUAUUACACAAUCUAAAGGUACGUUUCUGCGAACGACAAAUCAUUUACACCUAUUGUGGCAUUAUCUUAGUCGCCAUAAAUCCAUAUGCCGAAUUACCCCUCUAUGGCCCAAGUAUUAUACGAGCUUACCGUGGCCGUUCAAUGGGCGAAUUAGAGCCACACAUAUUCGCCUUAGCCGAAGAAGCAUACACCAAGCUAGAACGUGAGAAAUGUGAUUUAAGCAUAAUUGUAAGCGGAGAGUCAGGUGCGGGCAAAACGGUAUCUGCAAAGUAUGCAAUGCGUUAUUUUGCUGCAGUUGGAGGUUCUGAAUCCGAAACACAAGUUGAACGAAAAGUACUCGCCUCAUCGCCAAUCAUGGAGGCAUUCGGCAAUGCAAAGACUACACGUAACGACAAUAGUUCACGCUUUGGUAAAUUUACGAAACUACUUUUCAAGAAUAAUAUGAGUGUUAUGAAUCUUACGGGCGCUACAAUGCAUACAUAUUUGUUGGAGAAAUCACGUGUUGUAUUUCAAGCGCCGGGCGAGCGGAAUUAUCACAUUUUCUAUCAACUUUGCGAUGCACGUGAAAUGCAUCCGGAGUUAAUAUUAGAUCAUCAGGAUAAGUUUGAGUAUCUUAAAAUGGGGAACUCGCCACAUAUUGAUAGAGUCUCGGACAAAGAGCAAUUCAAAGAAACCAUACAGGCUAUGAUAGUGUUAGGUUUUAGCACAUUGCAGAUAACAGAUAUCUUAAACAUUCUUGCAGGUAUAUUGCAUUUAGGCAAUAUAAUAUUUGUACCACAGUAUAAAAAAGGCACUAACGACGUCGAUCCAGAUGGUUGUGAUAUCAAUCACAAUGACCUACACCUGCAUGUGACUGCUGACAUGUUAAAAAUUAAUCCAGAUGAGUUGCGUCAAUGGUUAAAAACACGUCAAAUCGAAUCAGUUAACGAACAAGUGCUUAUACCGAACAGCAUUAGCACCGCGCAAGCUGCCAAAGAUGCACUCGCAAAGCAUAUCUAUGCGAAACUCUUUCAGUAUAUUGUACAAGUUAUCAACAAGAGCCUAAAUACGGCUAGUCGCAAGCAAAACAGUUUCAUUGGCGUCUUGGAUAUUUAUGGCUUCGAGACAUUCGAAGUUAAUUCAUUCGAACAAUUUUGCAUUAACUAUGCAAAUGAGAAAUUGCAGCAACAAUUCAAUCAACAUGUAUUCAAAUUGGAACAAGAGGAAUAUUUGAAGGAAGGCAUAACAUGGACAAUGAUAGACUUUUAUGAUAAUCAGCCCUGCAUAGACUUAAUAGAAUCGAAGCUGGGCGUGCUAGAUCUACUAGAUGAGGAAUGUAGGAUGCCCAAAGGCAGUGACGAGAGUUGGGCUUGUAAACUUAUUGAAAAAUGCAAUAAAUAUCCACAUUUUGAAAAACCACGCUUUGGCACCACAAGCUUUUACAUCAAGCAUUUCUCCGAUACGGUUGAAUAUGACGUUUAUGGUUUUCUUGAAAAGAAUCGUGAUACCGUAUCGAAAGAGCUGGUCAAUGUUAUACGGCAAUCGCAGAUGUCGCUAUGCAAACAAUUAAUGGAUAUGGAGGAAAUUGAUACGCUGUGCGCAGACGCCGCAAAAGUGACAACGCUAGGUGGGCGUGUGGUGAUCAGCGCAACUAGGCAACAGUUAACUGCGGACAAUCGCAAGCGAAUCGCUCCGUCAAAGCAACAUCGUCGUUCGGUUGGCUCACAAUUUAGAGAGAGUCUUUCAUCGCUCAUAUCUACUUUGCAUGCAACAACACCACAUUACGUGCGCUGCAUAAAGCCGAAUGAUGACAAAGUGGCCUUCAAGUGGGAGGCUUCAAAAAUCGUUCAACAACUGCGCGCAUGUGGCGUACUCGAAACGGUACGCAUCUCAGCCGCUGGUUUCCCAUCACGCUGGUCCUACCAUGACUUUUAUAUGCGUUACCAAUUGCUGUCUCAUCGCACGUUGGUCAACAAAAAUGACAUGAAGCAAUCGUGUCACAAUAUUGUGACUAAAUGGAUACUCGAUGUGGACAAAUAUCGUUUCGGCAAUACGCAAAUAUUCUUUCGGGCCGGUCAGGUAGCCUACCUGGAGCAGGUGCGCGCAAAUCUGCGCAAGAAGUACAUAACGAUCAUACAGUCGGUGGUGCGUCGUUUCAUACAGCGGCGACGAUUUCAGCGUUUGCAGCGGACGGCGCUCGGUAUACAACGUUAUGCUCGCGGCUAUUUGGCUCGCCAGAAAGCGCAACAAAUGCGCGAAGAGCAUGCGGCUGUUGUCAUAUCGAAAUAUGCGCGCGGCUGGUUGUGCCGUCGACGUUACCUGCGUCUGCGCCACACAAUUUGCGGCAUACAACAGUAUGCGCGUGGUAUGCUGGCACGCCAACGCUUCCAGGCCGCCAUGGAUCACUAUCGCGCUGUGCAAAUACAACGCUUCAUACGCGGCUACUUGGCGAGACGCGCCUAUCAGAAGAAACGACGCGCUAUCAUUGUCUGCCAGUCGGCGGUGCGGCGUUUCCUGGCGCGUCGUCAAUUCAAGCGACUGAAGGCGGAGGCGAAAACAAUUUCGCAUAUACAGAAAAUGUACAAAGGUCUCGAGAACAAGAUCAUAUCAAUGCAACAGAAGAUUGACGAGCUUAAUCGCGAGAAUGUUAGCUUGAAGUCGAAGUCCAGCGAAAUUUCCGUAUUAAAAAUGAAACUAGAAGUGAAGAAAUCACUGGAACUUGAAGUGCGUAAUCUGAAAUCGAUCGUCGCUGAAAAGGAUAACAAUUUGGUGGCAUUGAAUAAGCAAUUGGAAGUUGAACGCGAUGAAAAAAUGCAAUUACUCGAGGAGAAAGAUCACACUGAGGAGGAUUGGGUGCAACAGAAGCAGGUUUGGCGCAUGGAAAAUAUCGAAUUGCGCAAACAGAUCGAUCAAAUGAUCGAAAUGGCGAAGAAUGCCGAAAUGAACACCAGUUCGCGUAUGGAACGUACAUUCUCUGAAGUUGAAACCUACGAAAUUAAUGAAGCCUACCAGCGUGCAAUCAAAGAGAAGGAGAUCAUAGAAAAUGAGAAUUACAUGCUGAAGGAGGAGUUGAGUCGCCAUCAGAAACCGAAUGGCACACGUGAUAAUAAUCAACAUUCACGUUCGGUUAGUAAUGCUUCGAGUCAAAAUGAAGACGACGUCGGCUAUGUUUCCGCCAAGAAUACGCUCGAACUGCGUCGCCAUCAAGGUGGAGAGAAUGCCAAUCAAAUAUCACCGGAAACUUUUACGACAAUCGAAACUACAUCAACGCCGAAAUCGGGACAAACGACUCUGAUUUUGAAAUUGCGCAGCAUACUCGAAGAGGAGAAAAAGAAAAACAAGCAGUUAACCGAACAAUUAGAGCGGCUGACGAAGCGAAAUAAUCAAACAGAAGACUCUAUACGCGUUUCCGAACUGGAGGUGGAGAAUGAGAAACUACGUAGCGACUAUGAUCUCUUGCGCAGCAGCAUCAAUCAUGGCUCCGAAAUGAAUGAAUUAGAAGCUCAAUAUCAAGCGUUGCAAGAGGAACUCCGACGUCGUCGUGAUGAGUGUAUCCAGCUAAAAGCUGUUCUACAACAGCAGAGUCAAUCGUUGAAGUCAUUCGGUACCACAGGCGUUUCGUUGCGUGGCGUGGAUUUGAAGAAUUUAAAUGAUAAUGAAUUGAUCGAGGCUUUCCAAGCCCAGAAGCUGGUCAAUCGACAAUUGGAGUCCGAGUUAAGCGCUUUAACAGAAGAGAAUAACGCACAUCUCGCCGAUCUAACACGGCAAAUUGAUGACUUGCGUCACGAAAAGACACAACUACAGGAACUGCUACAUAACGGACUGGAGCAAAUCGAUGAAAGCAAUAUUGAGGCAUUGCGUCAGAGUGAACGGUAUCUGCGUUACGAGUUGCAACGUUCGGUAUUGCAAUACUCACAGCUACAGGAGGAAAUGAAUGCCAUGACUCGCAAAUUUGAGGCGCUAAAACAGGGCAACGACAAGCUAAUGUUCAAACUAAAGGAGCACGGCAUUCCUCAAGAUGGUAAUAGCAAGGAAAAUGAUAAAAAGGCUGUGACUAACGUGAGCAAGCAGAAGAUACAAAAUUAUCAAGGUGUCAUGAAGUUCCGCAGUGAAGAUCUCGAUAAAAUUCUGCAACGUCUGGUGGGCGAUAUGACGCCACGUUUGGCUAUUGGACUAUUGCCCGGUUUCCCUGCGUAUAUAAUAUUCAUGUGUAUACGUUAUACGGAUCUUAUAAAUGCUGAUGACGAUGUACGCGAUCUGCUGAGCAAAUUCGUGAUGCAAAUCAAAAAAAUACACCGUAACCCAAACGUAAUCGAAAUACGUUCACUUUGGUUGGUCAAUUCCAUCACACUUCUCAAUUUAUUGAAACAAUAUGGUGACGUUGAGGAAUAUGUUAAAUUCAAUACGGAAAAACAAAAUCAACAACAACUAAAGAACUUCAAUCUGUACGAGUAUCGGCGCGUAAUAUUAGACAUAAUUAUCAGUUUAUACCAGGUGUUGGUGAAGCAGAUACAAACCCUAUUGGAGCGUUAUAUCGUACCAGCCAUACUCGAUAAUGACGAAAUCCAACGUAAUCGGCAAGUACAAGGUAUGCGAGGUCGUACUGCCUCAAUGGAUUCAACGUCAUCACCCGAGCAUGGUAAAGUAGCUGCCUGGAAGCUGCUCAUCAAUCACCUGGAACAAUUUUAUAAACAAUUCCAACACUUCGGCUUAGAUCGUUGUUACUCAGAACAGAUUUUCCAUCAAUUGUUGUAUUUCAUUUGUGCGGUCGCACUAAAUUGUUUAAUGUUACGUGGUGAUAUUUGUAUGUGGGAGACUGGCAUGAUUAUACGUUACAAUUUGGGUUAUAUUGAGGAUUGGGUGCGGAGCAAGGGAAUGUCAAAUGAUGUGUUGGCACCAUUGGCGCCACUGAAUCAAGUAUCACAGUUGUUGCAAUCGCGCAAGAGCGAACAAGAUGUGCAAAGUAUUUGUGAUUUGUGCACAUCGUUGAAUACGGCGCAAGUGUUGAAGGUUAUGAAAUCAUACAAACUGGAUGAUUAUGAAGGUGAAAUAACGAAUACGUUUUUGGAGAAACUCACCAAAAAGCUAAACGAACGUGCAAUGAUUAAAAACGACGAAUUUACUAUGGAUCAGAAAUUCAUACAUCCCUUCAAAGUGGUUUUCAAGUAUAGUGAUGUCAAAUUGGAGGAUAUUGAAUUGCCGAAACAUUUGGGCCUGGAAGACCUAUUGGCGAAAAUUUAAAUUAACCGUUAUGUGUGUAAGAUGUGUAAACAAUGUUGUUGCAAAUUUAUACAGUCCAAACAUUCCACCCUCCGACAAAGAAAGAAAAUAUAUACAUAUACAUAAAUUAAUAUUAGAAAAUGCUAAAAUUAUGAAUUUACAUUAGCUAAGCCUUAGUUACCUAUAUACUUCCAAGCUAAAAUUGUUAUUGUUAGAAAAGAGUUGUGACAGAAAGAUAUAUUGUGUACCUUGCGCAAUUUGUUGCCAUUGAAACAUACACAUAUUAUUAUUAAAGUAAAUUACGUACUUAUGAAUGAAUUGAACAUUCCCCCCUACACGAAAAAAAGUAUUUUGUAACUGAAUACUUUAAUACUAGCGCUAAUAUACAUAAAUAUAUUUAGAAAAAAAAAACAUGCAUAGCAUAAACACUAAAUGGACUAUUUCAGUUACUUAAAAUAAAUUAUAUAAAUUAUUUGUGUUAAUUUAUAUUAAGCUUAUAAGCAAUUUUAUUUAAAAAAAAAUUGUUAUGUAUAAUUGUACAUGAAAAGUGUAAAACGUUUAAGAAUUUGUUUAGAACAUAUGUUGACAUUGUGCAACGACUUAAACUCGCCUAUUAGUUAAUUUAUUCACGACAAAAGCUAAGCAUCUCCAUCUUCAUAAAAUACUAAAACAUUUGAAAAACUUUGUUAACGGUACUUGUUAGUAUUAUUGGCAUAUACACAUAUACACAUUAAAUGAAUUAGUAAAAUAAUGCAAUAAUUGAUAUAAUCAGCUAUAUUAAAUUUUGCAAGGUUACAUUGAAAUUGGAGUUGGAGUUGAAGUUGUAUUUAAAGCGUGGGAAACUUUUUGAAUAGCUUAAUAAUGUUAAUAAUGGUGAAACCACAGCAACAUAGUUGCCUUAGUGUUGGCGAGCGAGCAGCAGCAACAGCAACACCGACCACUGAGUAUGUGUUUGUGAGCAAUCGUACAUGUGAUAAAAAAAAAUAAUAUAAAAAAGAAAAAUGUUUAUUUAUACACAUACAUACAUCCUUAUACAUAUGUAUUAAAAGUACACAUUAAAUCUAUAGAAAUAUAUUAUAAAGAAAUCUACGUCUGUUGAAUAUGCAAAUUCCUAAAAAGUUUAACUGCCUGCACUAGUAAGUAGCGAAGAACAUAGCCCUUUUCGUUUAUAGAGCACGCUGCUACUACAUAUUUGAUAGACUUGUAUUUAUUGCAUUUUGUUUUUCAUUUAUUUAGUUAUAUUACUUUUAGUGCAAAAAUAUUGUGAAACACUUGUGAAAAUUAAUAUUGAUUAUGAUUAUAAUUAUUGUAAAAAGAAAAUAAAACACAAAAAUAAAUUUGGUAAACAAUGUAAAAACAGAUAAAAUUAAAAAAAUAAGAACAAAUUUAAAAAAAUCCAACAAAACAAUGGCACUUCAAUAAUAAAAUCAUAAUUUAAAGUUGUUAAACACUUUUGGCAUAAUUUUAGCGCAUUUAGAAUAUCCAUCAAGCCUUGGUUACUUAAAUAUAUACAUUGUGGCAACUAUUACUUCGUGUAUACAACAUUUUCCGCUCAUAAUUUAUAUAUGUUGAUUACUUUUCUUUACUCUAAACAUAAUUUAUUUUACAUACAAUUAUUUAUUUGCCAAAAUAUUGCUGAAAUUGUAAUAAAAUUAAAAAGUAUUUGAGAAAAAUCUUUAUUUUGAUUAGCUCAUAAGCAAAAAAACAUAAAUUAGGUUGCUUUAAAUUACUAUAAUAUAUGAACUUAGCGCAUUUUAUACAUACAUAUGUAUAUAAUUGUAUGCAUACACAUAUACACAUAUAUAUACAUAUGUACAUAUAUAUAUACAUAUGUAGUACUUGCUAACUUUGUAAAGCAGCUAAAAAUGAUUUUUGUUUUUGUAGAGGCUUUAACUGCAUGACACAUGUAGACAUAACAAUUUUGAGACUUUGCCUGUUUAUAAAUAUAAAUGUUUUAGAUAACAUAAUACUUAAAAAUAUUUGUUUUGAAUGCAAACAUAAAUAUUUAAAAUUAAAUAAUGCAACAUAAUUGAAAAAAUAUAUAAAACUGUAUCUGUAUUGAAAAUUAUUUUUUAAAAAGUUAUAGAAAAGUUGCCAAAAUUCGUUUAUCUGAAAAACACUAAUUUAUUCAAAUUCAUAAGUUUCAUUUUCUUAAUGCCAUUUAAUUAUUACAAAUCUUGCCCAAAUGUCUGAAAUAUUAUUAUUAGCUAUGCAAAAUCGCAUUAAUAAAAUAAUUUACUCUGAAAUAUGCAUUGUAAUGUAAAUUAGCCGAAAUGCCAAACUUUACACAGUAUGCACAUUCCUGAAUACAUAUGUACAUAUUUAAAUAUUUAUGUUAAGCUCCAAAAACUUCCGGUAUUGCCAUAAAAUAACAACGAUUUCCAAUGUUAAAUUUCAAAACAUGCAAUUACAAAACUACGUACAUAUUUCAAAUAAAUAUAAUAUACAUUAAAAAAACCAA
Messenger RNA from Bactrocera neohumeralis, 8349 nucleotides. It is a transcript of the gene didum, whose product is annotated as unconventional myosin-Va. Gene Ontology annotation, cellular component: actin cytoskeleton; cytoplasm; vesicle. Lineage: Eukaryota; Metazoa; Arthropoda; Insecta; Diptera; Tephritidae. Bases 435 to 5909 code for a protein of 1824 amino acids. Gene Ontology annotation, molecular function: microfilament motor activity; actin filament binding; ATP binding. Gene Ontology annotation, biological process: vesicle transport along actin filament; actin filament organization. The record is from RefSeq and is a predicted model, not a curated record. The transcript is spliced from 22 exons.